This is a messenger RNA of Chinchilla lanigera (long-tailed chinchilla), 2247 nucleotides long. RefSeq names its product DEAD (Asp-Glu-Ala-Asp) box polypeptide 43 (gene Ddx43). Gene Ontology annotation, molecular function: ATP binding; RNA binding; RNA helicase activity. Lineage: Eukaryota; Metazoa; Chordata; Mammalia; Rodentia; Chinchillidae. The record is from RefSeq and is a predicted model, not a curated record.
AGCCUGGGGCAGGCUACUUAAGCGAGGCUGCGCGCGGGCCUCAGCGGACAGUCCGGUUCUGCGCCGGUGGGGAGAGGCGGCGGCGGCAGCGGCGGCGGCGCGCGCGAGUCCUCGCGGAACCAUGUCCAGGCGGGAAACAGGCGCCAACGCCUCCCCUUGGGUCGCGGCUUCUCCUCGAAGAAGCCCGACGGUGUGUCCGGCCCCGGAGAGGAGGCCGGCGGAGAGUCCGACUGGAAGAGGUCGGAGAAGGAGUCGGGGCGGCAGAGGGGGCGGCUGGAGGGAGCCCGCUGGCCUCCCGGAGACCGGGGCCGGUGGUCGCGGGGAACCGCCGCUCCGCUUCGCUGUGAAGAACAACGUGGUGGGCGCGGUGGUCGGCCGUGGUGGAUCAAAAAUAAGAGAAAUCCAAAGUACAACAAAUACCAAAAUACAGAUAAUAAAAGGAAAUCCUGAGGCAGAAGUCAAAAUUUUUGGCAACAAGGCGAUGCAGACAAAAGCAAAAGCGAUGAUAGAUAAUUUUGUUAAAGAACAAGAAAAUUACACUCCAGAAUACAGAGUUGAUAUUGUUGCAUUCCGACCUUCCGUUGCAAGAGAUGUAAGUGCACAUUAUAAUGUUGCAGAAGAUCAGCCAUUGAUAAAUUGGGAUAAAAUUCGAGAGAAUGCUUCGAAAUGGGAAAAAAAAAAGUGGGCAGAUUUACCUCCAAUUAAGAAAAACUUUUAUGUGGAGUCGGCAGCAACAAGGACAAUGUCGCAAGUGCAAGUAGACAACUGGAGGAAGGAAAAUUUUAACAUAACAUGUGAUGACUUAAAAGAUGGUGAGAAACGUGCCAUCCCCAACCCGACCUGUAGCUUUGAAGAUGCCUUUCAGUGUUUCCCUGAAGUCAUGGAAAGCAUUGAAAAGGCGGGUUUCCGGCAGCCAACACCGAUUCAGUCACAAGCAUGGCCAAUAGUCCUGCAAGGAAUAGAUCUUAUUGGAGUAGCACAAACUGGAACAGGGAAGACGCUGUCCUAUUUACUGCCUGGAUUUAUUCAUCUAAACUCUCAACCAAUUGUCUGUAUAUAUGGUGGUGGAGACAGAAGUGGACAAAUACAAGAUGUUUCAAAAGGUGUAGACAUCAUCAUUGCGACCCCUGGAAGACUGAAUGACCUGCAAAUGAAUAAUUUUGUCUGCCUGAGAAGUAUAACCUACUUGGUUUUAGAUGAAGCAGACAAGAUGUUGGACAUGGGAUUUGAACCCCAGAUAACAAAAAUUUUGUUCGAUGUGCGCCCAGACAGACAGACAAUUAUGACAAGCGCUACUUGGCCGUGUGCUGUCCGGCGACUCGCACAAUCUUACCUGAAAGACCCGAUGAUUGUGUAUGUUGGUACUUUGGAUCUAGUUGCUGUGAGUACGGUGAAGCAGGACAUCAUCAUCACCACCGAGGAAGAGAAGCGCACCCACAUCCAGACCUUCCUGGAGAACAUGUCCCCCAAAGACAAGGUCAUUGUCUUUGUGAGCAGAAAAGCAGUUGCUGAUCAUUUAUCAAGCGACCUCAUUCUUCGACAAAUAUCAGUAGAGUCUUUGCAUGGCAACAGAGAACAGAGCGACCGAGAAAAAGCACUGGAGAACUUCAAAAAAGGUAAAGUGAGAAUCCUCAUUGCUACUGACCUGGCGUCUCGAGGCCUUGAUGUGCACGAUAUCACACACGUCUAUAAUUACGACUUUCCCCGGAACAUUGAAGAGUAUGUACACAGAGUGGGCCGCACCGGAAGAGCGGGGAGGACCGGCAUGUCAAUUACGCUUAUCACAAGAAAUGAUUGGAGGAUUGCCACCGAACUGAUCAAUAUUCUGGAAAGAGCAAAUCAGAGUAUCCCAGAAGAGCUUGUCUCAAUGGCUGAGAGAUACAGAGCAAAUAAACUGAAAAGAGAAGUGGAAAAAAAAAUAGGAAGACUUCAAGGAAAGCCCCAGAAGUUUUAUUAGUAUUUUAUGUUGAAGAAUGGCGUUAGCCUACUAGAGAACUCAAGGUUUUUUAGAAGUCUAUGCUAUUCAAGAUGGAAGUACUGAAAAAUUCUGUCAAUGUGGGGAGACUUGACUGAUCCUUAAUAGUGUUUUACAAUGUGGGAUUCAAUAUUUUAUACUUCUUAAAAGUAUUUCAACUUGAGUUGAAAUUUUUGCUGGAUAUUUAGUACAUAGCAGAAUGUUUUCUUUUACUUAAAAGUGUUUUUAAUUUAAAAAAUCUUUAAAGCUGAAUGUGAUGGUACAGGCCUGCA